This is a messenger RNA of Daldinia loculata, 1479 nucleotides long. RefSeq lists its product as uncharacterized. The record is from RefSeq and is a predicted model, not a curated record. Lineage: Eukaryota; Fungi; Ascomycota; Sordariomycetes; Xylariales; Hypoxylaceae. The transcript has 3 exons. The coding region runs from base 199 to 1191 and encodes 330 amino acids. Gene Ontology annotation, molecular function: nitronate monooxygenase activity.
GUUCCAUUCUUAUAAGCGUCCGGGUUUCGUCGCGGUCUUUCCAGUUAUCAACAUUCAAUCAAGAUCCUUUAAUCCUAUGCAUCAUUAAUUCAUCACAUCUUCUCCUCGACUCCGCCGUACUAACAGUAGCACAAUUACAUCGUGGCUCCCGGGAUAAAGUAUAGUAAUUAACACAAGGCGGCCAGUCAUAACGCGAAGAUGCCUUUCGACACCGAGCUGACGCGCCGCCUGGGCAUCAAGAUUCCUGUCGUACAAGGUGGCAUGCAGCAUAUUGGAUAUGCUGAGUUGGCCGCUGCUGUUUCGAACGCGGGAGGCUUGGGUAUCCUCACAGCUCUCACCCAGCCGACACCAGAGGAUCUGAGAAAUGAAAUUCGGCGGUGUAGAAACAUGACCAAAAACCCCUUUGGCGUCAAUAUCACACUGCUGCCUACUCUUGUACCACCAAACUAUGCCGCCUACGCCCAAGUCGUCAUCGACGAGGGCGUCAAGAUAGUCGAGACUGCUGGUAACAGCCCCGGUCCUGUUAUUUCCCAGCUGAAGAAGGCUGGCACCAUUAUCCUCCACAAAUGCACCACGAUCAGGCACGCACAGAGCGCUAUCAAGCUCGGUGUCGAUUUCCUCUCCAUAGAUGGAUUCGAAUGCGCAGGACACGUGGGCGAGUCAGACAUCACCAACUUUAUCUUGCUCACCAAGGCGCGUCAGACACUCAAGGUGCCAUUUAUCGCUUCGGGAGGUUUCGCCGAUGGCCACGGUCUAGCAGCCGCCCUAUGUCUUGGUGCCGAAGGUAUCAACAUGGGCACCCGCUUCAUGUGCACCGUCGAGGCGCCCAUCCACCAGAAGAUCAAGGAGCAGAUCGUCAAGGCCCAGGAAACUGACACAGCCUUGGUGAUGCGCCGCUGGACCAAUACCACUCGGCUGUAUCGCAACAAGGUCACCGACCAAGUUGUCAAGAUCGAAAAGGAGAGUAAGACGGGCGAAUUCGCCGAAAUCGCCCCCUAUGUGAGUGGCAAACGAGGUCGGGAAGUCUUCGUAAAUGGAGAUCCUGAAUAUGGCGUCUGGACUGCUGGGCAGGUCAUUGGUCUUAUCCAUGACAUACCGACAUGUGCUGCUUUGCUAACUAGAAUCGAGAAGGAGGCAGAAGAAACGCUCACCUCGAAGCUUGCAUUGGCUAAACCCCAAAGCAAGCUGUGAAGGGGCUAUCUGUGCAACGUGUUAUCAUUGCAAUUGCUAUUACGAUGUCCUAUAACCAAUGUCUUCUAUUCAUGGGCCAAUGGCGUUAUUUACUGCUUUCAUCAUGGGAAUUUAGCUAUCGUUGAUGCUUCAUUACAUAGAUAGUGAUAUUAAUAUCAUUAGGUCUUGUGAUAGGAAUCCAAAAUUAACACACAAUCUUCAUAGUCCCUUCUUUAUAUUACUACGGGAUUGACCUUAGCAUAUCCUAAACUACAACCCCUUUCCCCCCAAUAUAUUUCCCUAAAGAAC